AUGCAACCCUACCUUGCGUACUUCGCACUCCUUCUCGCCACGCUCGUGGACGCGCAGCCCAUCUCGGCCAUUGGGUACCCGGGCAACCUCUUCUUUGCGCAAGCCUCGACCAGCGCGAUCGCCCAAGCGAAUGCUUUGCAGCAGGCGAAGAGCAACUUUGCCAACCACGCCGAUAGCAACAGCGGCAACGUUGGCAUUGCCAAGUCACUCGUGAUCGACAGCAACCAUGCGAGCCAAGAAGCCAACGACCGCGGCUACCAAGACGCGACCGCACAGAACAAUGCGCUUCAGAAGAGCCAGACGCGGACGAAUGCGAACGGCGCCGUCCUCUCGCCGUGGGUGCGCCGCCUGGUCGGAAACUGCGGCGGGCUUGGCUGUGGCGGCGGCUGCUUCGGAACGAGCUGCGGCGGCUCGCCAUCGGCCUUGUCGGCCGCCAACAAGCAAGCCAGUGCACUCAACCAAGGCGGUACGUUCAACGAAGCGAGCCAAGGCCGCGCCUCAGACGCCCGCCAGCACGCCGACACGCAGCAAAUCAUCAAGCGCGAUAUUAACAAGAAGGGCUAUGCGAACGCCAACGCCAACUCGGAGUCGAAUGCUCACGCGCUCUCCAAGGGCAACUUUUUCGCGGCCAAAAACAUUGACCAAAACCAAGUCGUUGUCCAGAACCCGGGCCUCUUUUUGCGCCGUUCGUAG
Saprolegnia diclina VS20 is the source of this 693-nucleotide messenger RNA. RefSeq lists its product as hypothetical. The transcript has a single exon. The record is from RefSeq and is a predicted model, not a curated record. The coding region runs from base 1 to 693 and encodes 230 amino acids. NCBI's taxonomy places the organism in Eukaryota, Oomycota, Saprolegniomycetes, Saprolegniales, Saprolegniaceae.